Messenger RNA from Theileria parva strain Muguga, 2613 nucleotides. RefSeq lists its product as uncharacterized. The transcript has 11 exons. The coding region runs from base 202 to 2613 and encodes 803 amino acids. NCBI's taxonomy places the organism in Eukaryota, Apicomplexa, Aconoidasida, Piroplasmida, Theileriidae. The record is from RefSeq and is a predicted model, not a curated record.
AUAAAUGCCGUGAAUGUGUCAAAUUAGACAAUUCUUUUUUUUCCCAAAAUAUAUACAUUAAUACAUUAUUAUUUUUACAUUAUAUUUAUUUAUUAUGUAUAUAAAUUUUAAAUAUGAAUUAUUCUGAAUUUGGCACCUGAGAUAUUCAUUUUUUAACACUAUUUUUUCCAUUACACAUGAAUUUACAUUUUAUGUUAGGACAUGGAUGAAAAAUACAAAUCCCUAAAAUCCAAACACGAAUUGUUGAAGGAGGGGUUUAAGAAGUUGUAUAGUGACUAUGAGACUGUGAAGAAUGAUUUAAGCGCGAAAUUGGAGGAGUUUUCCAAACUCCACGAGGAAAACUCUCAACUCAAACACAACUACGAUCUUCUACUCAAUGAAAUUAAUCAACCCACAAGGUUGAAGGGCGUGCAAUCGUGGACGAAUGCGUUAACGUUGAUCAAGGGCGGGACUGACACCGAUACUCAGAAAUACAUUGAUGAAAUUAACACACUCAAAGCCAAACUCGAAUCCACUCUCAAACUCACAGAAGCAAUGGAUUUGGAGAAGAGAGAGUUGGAGCGUGACAUGGAGGACAUGAAGGCGAAGCACGGUGUUGUGGUAUCGGAGUUGAAGGAUAGGUUACUGGGCCUGGAAAGUAUCCUCAAGGAUUUACAGGAACAGCUGAACAAAAACGAACUUAAACUCACACAGUACACCAGUGACAUCAAGUCACUCAACACCGAACUACAACAUAAAAAUCAUCAAAUAUUCCAACUACAACUAUUGAUGGAGAAUUCUAGAACUGCGUAUGAGUCUGAAAAGCUCCAGUGGGAUAGGAAAUUAAAUGAAAAAUUCAAGUUUGACCUUCGCAGAAAUCCACACAUUAAUCUCAACAACUCCUACCAAAAUACCACAUCACACGAGAUGUGUGUGGAUGGUAUGAGUUGUGGCGAGUUGAGUGGAAGAAUAAUUGCGUCAUUGAGUGAAGUGUUCAAGAGUUGGAGUAAUUGUCUCAGGUUUAUUCCAUCCGGAGUUAGUUCGGAUGCUUUCUCAACCGAAAGUGACUGCACAUUUGUCACGCUGUUCACUCAGGACUUACAUCUUUUAAGGAAUCUCGAUUCUACAACACGUGAAAUCGAGGGGAUAAUAGUGAAGAUAUGCCAUGGGCUGGAGUUCGUUCAGGCCACUGGGUACUUCAAAUUAUUCCUCCAGUUAAUGAAACAAUUGAUCAAACAUCAGAGGAUUUACUUUUGCCUCGAGAAUUUUUUAACACAUUUUAAUCCUCAGGACGGUGGCAACAGUGGCACCAUUGGCAACAGUUGUACAAGUGUCACCAGUGGUGAAGUAAAUUUAAUAAGAGUGUUUGGAUCGUUUGAUAAAGUUUUAACGAAAUUAUACCAAAGAUUCAACUCUAUCAUCUACAUGACAGAGUUACAAAGUGUAAACUAUUCUACCCUUUUAAUUAAUGAAUUAAUCAACCAAUUCUCCUCCUCCAACACUACUCACACUCCCGACACUAACACAAUUGAAAGUAACCCUACUGACGGUAACCCUACUGACGGUAACACAAUUGAGUUAUUGCUUGGAAAGUGUUACGGUGUGGUGUAUAAUUUGAUUCGUGAGAUGUGUGUUUUACUGAUGGAGUUGCGUGAGAUACUAUCGCAUAGGAUUUGUUACCCUAAGAUUGUCAAGGGAAUGUUCCUACCAUUCACCGGCGGCACUAAGCAAAUGGUACAACUCUCCUCCUCAAUCACACAUUUACACUCACAACUCUCAUCCAUCACCAAAUCACGACUCAAAACCCUUUUCAACAAGAUUUUCAACCGUAACACCCGUUGUAACAAUAACAAUAACAAUAACAAUAACAAUAGUAUUAGUAGUAAUAGUAACAAUGGUAAUGUGGUGUCAUAUGUUGUGAGGUGUAACGAAAAGUUGUUGAGUAGUGGAUUGAGGAUAGAUUUGAAGAGUUUGGAGAGUGAGUUGGCAAAGUUAAAGCGGAGUGAGGUUGAGUUAUCGGAGUUAAGGUUAAAAUACGCAACGGCGCAGGAGGAACUGUCGAUAGUCAGGCUGAACUCGGAAAAUUACCUCAAGGAACUUGAAUCUCUCAAACAAACCAACCACAUCCAACACAUCUGCACCAAACUCUUCCAACAAACUUUCAACAAAUACUCCACAAACUUUUGUAACAAAGAACCUUUUGCGAACUCUGUAGAAGCUUCUGUGACCUCUGUAGACGCCUGUGUUCCCUCUGUAGACGCCUGUGUUCCCUCUGUAGACGCCUGUGUUCCCUCUGAAGAUCCUGUGUCUACCCAUUUGUACAUGUGUAAAUUGAUGAACAAUGUGAGAUAUUUGAUGAAGAUGGUGAGUAAUUUGGAGGAUGUGAAUGGUCAGUUAAGGCUGGCUUUGCAGGUGAACCGGGACCAGUACCGCCUGGCCAAGGAAAACGAAGACGCCAUACACAGAAACUACAACGACCAGCUCGUCCUAAUGAGCGAACACAUCACUGAACUAAACAACACAAUACUCAACAGCGAAUACAAAAUCGCCGAACUCACACAAACCAAAGUCUCAUGCCCCUCUUGCGGAUUCAAUAACACCCUCGGUAUUCUCUACACAGUUUUAUAUAGUUAA